GCCGCUGGACGCCGACGCAUCUGUUGUCGUCUAACUUGUCGAAUAACACCUUAGUUUUCAGUAAAUGGGUUUAUAAUGAACACACUUUGUCAGCGGCAUACUUUAAAAAUAACGAGGUAACUUCCAGCAAGUUGUCUUUUUUUUUUCUCCAAGCAGCACAGCAUGUCUAACGCACGGUAAAGUUGUACAUUAGGAAGGAAGAGGGACACAAUGUCGAAAGGAAAGCUGAAGAAAAAGGGCGACACUUCCAGCAAAAUAUCUGAAGAGCAGACCGAACUAGUUUCUGCAGCUUUAACUUCCUCAGAGAGCUGGGAGGAUGUGUGGCACGAGUGGAGUGACGCAGACGUCUUCAGGGAGAAAUGGGACUCGGGCAAACCACCCGAAGAUCCAAAGGCUAUGACAGACGCUUCCAGUUUGUACUUUGAAGAUCCUGAGGGAAAAAUUAGUCUUCCCCCAUCAUUGGAAGUGUACUACUGGAGGCGACCUGCAGACUUUCUGAUCAACAUGGUCCCCACCGUUGUUGAGAAUAUGGUCAGCUUCGACCUAGUAACCUCCAACCAUCAUCUGCUUUGCAGCGAGCUGAUGAGGUGGAUCAUCAGCGAGAUACACAUUAUUUGGAAAGUCUGUAACCUUCCUGGAGUUACGGAUCAAAAUGGCUGGAAGCCGUGGGAACACAUCUACUCGCUUUGCAAACCGGGAAAAGGUCACGUGCCGCACUACAACAGUUAUGGAAAAUACCUGAUUCGACUGUUCUGGAUGGGCUGUUGGAGGAAGAUAACGGUGGACGAUUUAAUGCCAUUUGAUAGAGACAACAAGCUGCUGCUCCCGGCUUCCAGCUGUCAGUCAGAGCUGUGGCCUAUGCUGUUGGCCAAGGCUCUCAUUAAAGUUAUCAACACACGGCCUCACCAUGAAGAUGCCAACAGAAAUAAAAUGUUGCAGCUUUCCAAGGAGAUGGGAGAGUUCACUUUCAUCCACCACCUCACUGGCUGGAUCCCAGAAGUCAGUUCAAUAAGCUUCCCCUGUCGGAGAAAAACAUGGGAUUUCCUACGAAGCACCAUCCCUGAAUUUGUUCACCAGCCUGAGAAAAUUUCGCGAAGAAAGUUGCAUGCCUCAAGGUGGAGGCGUGCGUCUUUCAGUGACCACAGGAGCAAUCGAUCGGACCAAAGUAAAGUUCAUCCCAAGAUGGUUGUGUGUGCCAGCUUCUAUCCCAAUCAGCUACACAACGAACCCUUUGUGUACACAAACAUGGCCGACUCCUCAGAGACUCUACGUCGCUACACCCUCUGUUUGCAUCACAGUCACAUCCUCCUUGUGACCAGAACCCGGGUCUGCUCUUUGGAGCCACCGCCUCUACCUCCACCUUUACCGCGCUGGAAACUUUUCCGCCAAAAAAAGAAGAUUGUGAUCAGCGAUGAACCACGAACGAUUCCUGAGUCCAAACCAGAGGAGUUCAUCGCAGUUGCCAGCCCUUUUAUUGACCCUCAUGUCAAGAGCAGCUCUAGCCCCGUUUUAGAGCAAGUGGACAAGUGGAGCACUCCGAGAAAGCUGUCCCAUAAAGCCCCUCUGGACUCCAUCGCUGAGCAAAUGGAGACCGAAUGCAGCGAGGAACUCGAUCACGUUGCAACUGAACCCUCUGAUACGUGUGAUAACGCUGCUGACGACACAGAGGUUGCUGCAGAGGACAAGAAGAAGGACGAGGAAGUCAACCCUACUGUUCCAGAUGUGCCCAAAAGUGCUACAAAGCAACAUACAAUUGUGGAACCAAUCAAACCGAUACUACCAGAGACUUGGGUGGAACUAGAAGACUUUCCUAAAUGUUUCUGUCGCCUGCUAAUGUUCCAUAACCCGGAAACUUAUCCACACCACGCCCAGAAGUCUCUUCUGAAGGGGGAGUCACAUCAACUAUCAGCACAACUCAAGUCUUCAUGUGCAAGAGGCACUUACUACCUGUAUGUGGACAGCUUGAAACCUUCUCAGAUCCUCAUCAGUUUCUCUGCCCUGCUUCACUGGGGAGAAACAGAAAACGUCUCAGGCAGUGACGUCCCACCAGCUCAAAGCCCGGGAGUCAUGCAAGCCGCCCCGUACCACUGGAAGAGCCGUCAGUGUCAGCCGCCUAUAGUUACCAUCGAAACCAACUCCUCCAAAGCCACUCUGCUUCGCUUACCCAUGGGACGCCAUGUUUUGUCCUUCCACAUAAAUGCAGAGCUGGGAUACCAUGUUCACCUGUGGAGCAAAACGCUUUUCUUCUUCGGGGAUGAGGAUAACAUCAUGUCACACUGUACCAAGGAGAGUCUUCGUUUCACCGAGAAGGCAACAACUAUCAUGCGGGCCCUGUCUAAACUGGUAGACUUGUUUAAUGACAGGCACGGCAAGAAACCUCUAAUGAGAAAGAACCUCGAGAAAAUUUACUGUCCUAAAGAUAAGACCCCAAUAGAAAAAUGGCACAUCUGCAAGGCGUUCAGCUUGGCCCUCUACAUCAUGCUGUGUGAUGCCCUGGGCAGGAGAAUGACCCCACUGGAGCGCUUUGCCGUAAUGGCCCUCACUGCAGACCCUUCACUCCUUGCUAAGGCACCCAGAGCACACUCUCCUCCAUUGCAUCAAGACUCAAAGCCACUAGAAAAUUGGAACAGCAGUCAGCCAACAGCUGAGGAGGUCAAGGCGGCGACUGUUCUGCAGGCUGCUUUCAGGAGUCGCUUGGUGCGACGGGUCCUUCGAUCCUCCAAAUCCGUCGGAAAAGACAACAUCCAGAUAGCUGCAGUCCUUUCAGACAUGUGGUCAAAGGUCGUAAGUGACGCUGACAAACACGCCACUUCCUUGCUACGGAACAUGUUUGAAUUUUCUGAUAAAUACACCAAAUUCUCCUCCUGUCAGCUGGAUGAAUGGACCAAAAUAGUUUUUGCCGAUUACUCCGUCAUCGUUCCAGAAAAAGCCAACUCCUGGAUUUUGCUCUUUAGAGAGGUGUUCUUUUUUGCUAAGGAGACCCUGCUGUUACCAAAGGUCUACUGCCCUGUUCGCUAUUGUCGGCUGCACAUCAUAAAUAACGACACGAGAGAAGAGCUGACCAAGCUCAUCACAAGAGUCCCGCCCCAUCUUUAUCAACCCAACAUGCAUGGUUACACCUUUGUUGCAGAGGUGAUGACCCUUGAAUUGCCCCCUGCUGGCGCUAAAUGGACAAUGCGGUUGACUGGAACAAGGGAGCCUCUCCCAAAAUUGUCCCAGCCGACUACACUCUGCACAUUUUCCGUGCAGGAAUUUCAGGAUUAUUACAUUCCCAACAACAGGAAUAUUAUAUGUGGCUAUGCUGUGAAGGUGACUACACCGGUCCCCGCAACUCUUCACUUUCAGACAUCCUCUCCAUCUGUGAUGAUACGACUGUUCAUUAUGGACCACGAGAGUGAAGUGGCCAGCGCCACUGGGCAAGGCGUCGCCGUGAUUCCCGUGUUCAACUUCCUGCCCAGCAAAGAAGAGGAGCCAAUAGCUCCCAGUUGCGCAGUAGAGGAGGAGAACCAGAACAUAUCCCCGACUCCGGAGAACGAAAUCAAGGUGUUAGACGGUAGCCAGCAGGAAGAGGAGGGCAGUACAUCAGGGAAAUCAGACUUUGUAGCUGAACUAUCACCGCCGCCCACUUGGUUGCCGGAGCACAAGUAUUUGGUGAAGGCAGAGGUGCUGCGUCAGAGCUGGGAUUUGGAUGAUUCUCAGUUGGCUUUUGCCCAUCUGCUCAGUUACAGAGAAACACAAGUUUUCUUCCCGGAGGAAGUGAUAGAAUCGACCUCUGACAUGUCGAGCAACGAAGAGCAGUGCCCCGAUGUACCCAAACCCAACCGGAAAGUCGAAGAAGAAAAGACAAACGGCAGCUGCUCAUCUGAAGACACGAGCCUUGACCUGACGAAGGCCAACUUCCUGCUGCGUGUGGCUGUUGACAAGAGCCAAGCAGAAAGCAUUGAGGUGAAGAAGGACACAGAGCGAAUAGAGCAGAUCAAAGCUAUUAAAAGAGCCUGGGAAGCGGCGGAACCUGGCCGUGCGGCCAAGGCAUGGAAAUUACGCCUCAAUUGGCUCAGUCAGUUUCAGCCCCCGACAUCUGAUGAUGAUGUUCCUGUUGAAGAAUCCCCACCCAAUGAGUCUGAUGAGGCUUGCAGUCCUGUUCCUGACGACACUCCUAGUAUAUCAAUCGAACAACUGCGAAGCAUAGUUGUUCCUCCCAUGGACUGCACUCCCUACAUUAGAAGGAAACAGGAUGUUCCGACAAUGGUCGAUCAAGAGAUAGAGGAGAUCCAGCGGAGGGAGCGCUUAGAGAAGAUCCAAGCCUACCAGUUGGAGCGGGAUCAGCUGGUGGAGGAGCGCUUACAGAAAGCCACUGCUAGGAAGGAACGAAUGAAAGGCCUGCUGAAGCAGUAUGACAGCCAGCAGGCGGCUAUGGUGCAAGAGCAACAGAGAUUCCAGGACAUUCGAACGCAGCACAAUCAGAAAUCCAGUGACAGUCGCAAAUUUCCUAAUAACCGUUUGAAAAAAAAACAAGAUGAUAAACACAUGGAUGAUGCCUAAUAGGCAAAUAUGUGUUCUCAUUGUCGAUGUUGCCUUUUUCUAUGCAAACCCAUUUGCUUUCUUGAAGGUCACGGUAUUGACCGAACAACCCAAAAGCAUGCUGGUUACAUCCAGCCUCCCACCAGCUGAUUGAUAUUAUAGUUGCACUAAAAGAGCACUUUUAGCUCAAGUCCAAAUAGCUGAUUAAUAACUGUUCAUUCACUGUUAUAAUCAAACACAUGGGCCUCAGCUUGUUAACCAUGGAAAGAAAGGCUGUCUGCUCAUCUCCUGUAGAGUGGGAAGCUACUGUAUAUUGGCAAUGAAUGAGAUGAUGACGCCAUCUAGUGGUUGUGCAUAUGAGUAAAUUGUCACUGUAAUACUGCUCUGUGCUUCAUUCGAGGUGAACAAUCAUAGAUUGUCCCAUUGCCUGCAUCUCUAGGAGGAAGAGGCAUGAAAACAUUUGCACUCUUUGGCUUCAAGUGUAAUACAAUCCCCGCCAUGUGCAGGUUAUGACCAUGCAGUGGCCUGGGAUGCGUUGUUGUCAAAGAUCACCACAAGCGCUCAUUCAUCCAAUCAAAUUGCAGGAAAACCGACGAAGAAGAAAUGUCCAAACCACACGCCAGUGAACAAAAAAUGAUACCUAAAAUAAUUUUGUUUGGGUAUAAAAAUUACGAGGUGGUCAACACAAAAUGGUUUGCAGUAUGCAACACA
Molecule: messenger RNA, 5232 nt
Organism: Entelurus aequoreus (snake pipefish)
Lineage: Eukaryota; Metazoa; Chordata; Actinopteri; Syngnathiformes; Syngnathidae
Gene: adgb
Product: androglobin
Exons: 38
Coding region: 211-4542 (1443 amino acids)
Biological process (GO): proteolysis
Molecular function (GO): protein binding; calcium-dependent cysteine-type endopeptidase activity
Source: RefSeq, a predicted model, not a curated record